Molecule: messenger RNA, 2295 nt
Organism: Mesocestoides corti
Lineage: Eukaryota; Metazoa; Platyhelminthes; Cestoda; Cyclophyllidea; Mesocestoididae
Source: the annotation of a GenBank genome assembly
AUGGAGGAGAACAACGAAGGUUUCCCGAGAGUGUGUGAUGCUUCCUUGCCCAGUCCCCAAGAAGGAUCAUCAAGAAAAACCUCAGACACGAUAUACCUGAAGGUUCUGGUCCCUUCUGUCGCCGCUGGUGCAAUCAUUGGGAAAAAUGGGGAAGCGAUCGGACAAAUGCAGAAGGAAACCGGGGCAAAGAUCAAGUUAUCCAAGCUGAAUGAUUUUUAUCCAGGCACGACAGAGCGAGUGUGUCUAAUCCAGGGUCCAUUAGCAGGUGUAAGGGCGAUGCACAGCUACAUAAUGGAGCGAAUUCUCGAAAAACCGGAGGUUUCGUCUCAAGCUAUGACGCCAACUGGGACUGUGGGAUCUGAACAAGCCGCUGAGCCUGCAUACAUCAGUCCCCCCGCGUACGUUCUAUCAAGGCCGAGUGGUGCAGUGUGGCCGGUGGUUUACGGCAGUGGGGCUCCCACGGCCGCUGUAGGUGGACAGCAGCCUCCUCCUCCUCCUCCAGCACCACCGAUUUCUGGCAAUCGAUUGCUUUGGGAGCGACACAAACAGGCACUGCAGGGUUUUAACGGCUACACUGGCGGAGGUGCGGGUUGCCCGUACACCGUGGUGAGACUCUGGUCCCCCGUGGGGCUCAGUUUGGUGAUCUCUAAGACCCGUUCGCUGCGUGAUUUGUUCGGCUGCCUCGCGAACGUCAGGCGCAGCGGAUCCCAAGGCCUUUCAGCGCCCUUAGUCGAUAUCCAGGGUUGCAAUUCACUCGACAUCUUAACAGUCUCUUGCUCUCUUUCGUUGCAGGUCAAAAUACUCGUUCCAAACUGUACAGCAGGUCUGGUGAUCGGAAAACAGGGCAGUUAUGUUUCGGAAAUCAAGGAAGCCACUGGCGCAUUCAUUCAAAUUUCACAGAAGUCGAAGGAAAUCAACUUGCCAGAACGGUGCAUCACAAUUGCUGGUGAGCUGGAUCAAUUGCGUGCUGCCGUUGACAUGGUCUUAACCAAAAUUGCCGAGGACCCACAAUCGGGCACGUGUCCGAACAUCUCGUACUCCCACACCCAGGGCCCUGUUGCCAGCGCCUAUCCCACUGGUUCUCCGUUUGCUUACAAUCCAACUCUGCAAGCACAGCCGAUUGUCUCCUCGCGGCACUCCACCCCAAUUGUCCGGCAAAAAAGCGAUGGGAGUGGCGCUGUCUCAAUGGGCGGAGCGUACUACCACGCUGCCCUGCAGGCCACGUACCUCGCCGCGGCCGCCGCCGACUACCAGCAGCGCCUUCUCGCAGCCGGAUAUCAUCAUCGCCCGCACCGAGGUGAUGGACAAAGCGGCGAUGCUUCUGGCGGGAGUAGUAGCCUUGAGAGCGGUGGUGGUGGCGGUGCUAACUAUGGCGCUCCUAUCACUCCUCCUUCGGAGCAAGAAACCCCACCGUUUUUCACCGCCCCUCUGCUUCCCGCAGCUGCUGCGGGCCAGAUGAUCCUUCAUCCCUCACCGAGUUCGCCUUACGAACUCACACCGCGUUUUGGUAAGACUCUUUUUCUGUUCGGUAAUUCGAAAAACUUGCGUGGUAAUAACUUCCCCCUUUUAGCUUUUUUUCAGCCUAAUUCUAGCGCUGGAACGACAGCAACGGGAGGUGUGUAUGCAUCAGCCGGGCUUGAGAGUCCUCCAGCUCCCAUUGUGGAAUCCGCUGCAUUCCCAUUGGUCGCGUCGCCUCCGCCACAGUCGUCCGGACCACACCACGCAUUCGGUGGGGGAGGAGGCGUCGGCGGGGCGUCAGCUGCUUUCUUCCCCUCGACUUCUGCCUACGCUGUUCGUGCGUCGCCACCACUCUCCUACGCUGGCACAACAGCGGCGACCACAACAACAGCUGCCUGGCUGCGCACACGCGGUUUCUCGGAGGACGCCGUGGCGGAGAUCACACACGCCAUUUCAACUCUGUCAGCUCAUGGGGUUUUGAAUUUCCGAACAGUCACGUCGACCGACCCGAUGCUCAUUACCACUGCUCCCGUUGCUUCGAUGUCGCAGCCUCCGCCGAUCGGUCCUGCCAGUCAGCAACAGCAGCAGCAACAACAACAGCAGCAGGCUCCUGGAGUUGAUGUGGAAGGAAUGGAGGGAGAAGCGGAUUUUCCUGGGAACAAUUCCACUGCCAUCAAUUGUCUAUACUUUCUUCUUCCCCUCCUCCUCCUCCCGCUCCUGCUGGUGAUUGAGAGCAUCCACACACGGCCCCCGGGCAACGCACCAAAGUCGGCCAGACCCCGUGCGCCUUCUAUGAUUUCAGUCCCCACCACCACCACCUCCUCCUCCUCCUUCUGA